This is a messenger RNA of Olea europaea var. sylvestris, 1308 nucleotides long. RefSeq lists its product as uncharacterized. Bases 1 to 1308 code for a protein of 435 amino acids. The transcript has a single exon. Lineage: Eukaryota; Viridiplantae; Streptophyta; Magnoliopsida; Lamiales; Oleaceae. The record is from RefSeq and is a predicted model, not a curated record.
AUGGUGGCGGUUACUGACCAGUUUAUUGCUGUAGAUAUGAACUGGGAUGGAAAGGUGGUUCGUCUUAUCUUUAUCUAUACCAAAUGUGAUUAUAUCCUUCGAAGAGAAUUGUUGUUGUCUUUGGGACAACUCAUGUCAAGCUCUUUCCCUGUCAUUUUUGUGGGGGACUACAAUAUUGUUAAAAAUGAAGAAGAAAGAGCUGGUGGUUUACCGGUUACUAGGGUAGCCAAAAAUGACUUUAUCCAGUUUAUUGAUUCACAUGGCUUAUAUGAUCUCCCUUUCUUGGGAAGUAAAUUCACUUGGUUUAGCAACUGCAAUGGGUCUAUGAUUUGGGAAAGGCUCGAUCGUGCUCUCACUAAUCAUGCUUGCCUAGAUCAAUUCCCUAAUAGUAUUGUUAAUCAUCUUGAGAGAUCUCAUUCAGAUCAUGCUCCGUUGCUCAUACAGUUGGUUGAUCCUCGGAGGAGCUCGCCUUCUCCUUUUCGUUUUCAGCGUAUGUGGCUUCAACAUCCUUUAUUUCUUCAUGUGAUUGCAGAAUCUUGGAAUAGAGAGUGUCAUUUAAGUGGUUUGCAACGGAUGGCUUUUAAACUUAAAAGGCUCAAGGGGGAUCUUAAGCUCUGGAACAAGGUAGUCUUUGGUAAUAUUUUUCAGCGACUUAACGAUGCCAGGGAUAAAAUUCUAUUGCUUGAAAAUCAAUUGCUUUCAGAUGAUUCAGUCACUAAGGAGCUCAUGGAAUUAAAAUGCAGUUAUGACCAUUUACUUCUUCAAGAAGAGAUCUAUAGAAAACAACAAAGUCGUGUCAAAUGGCUUGAAGAGGGAGAUCGCAAUACUGCAUUAUUUAAUGCUAUGGCUCGUGAAAAUCAACAAAAGAUCCAUGUCAGUGAAAUUAUGGGCCCUUCUUGUAUUCUCACAGACACACAACAAAUUCUAGGAGCAGCGGUUGAAUUUUUUAAAAGCCAUCUGGAUAGAGAAAUAGAGAGUGGUCGUGAUUUAUCUCCCAUGCUUUCUCUUGUGCCUAACUUAGUUACCAGUGAGGAUAACGAAAUGCUCCUUUCUGUGAUUUCGAAACAUGAAGUGUAUGACGCAGUUAAGGGCAUUCCUGAGGAUUCUGCACCGAGUCCCAAUGGAUUCUCUUCAUCCUCAUAUAUUCAUGCUUGGGCUAUAAUUUCUGAUGAUCUUAUUGCCGCUGUCCAAGAAUUUUUUGCAGGGGCUCUUUGUGCAGAUGCCUUGGGUGCUUCUAUCAUCUCACUCAUCCAAACAAAAGACAAGCUGAACACGUUUCUUGAUUUUAGGCCCAUAAGUAUUUGUUAG